This is a messenger RNA of Hippoglossus stenolepis (Pacific halibut), 1579 nucleotides long. RefSeq names its product endoplasmic reticulum-Golgi intermediate compartment protein 2. Bases 184 to 1323 code for a protein of 379 amino acids. Lineage: Eukaryota; Metazoa; Chordata; Actinopteri; Pleuronectiformes; Pleuronectidae. The record is from RefSeq and is a predicted model, not a curated record. Gene Ontology annotation, cellular component: COPII-coated ER to Golgi transport vesicle; endoplasmic reticulum; membrane. The transcript is spliced from 14 exons. Gene Ontology annotation, biological process: endoplasmic reticulum to Golgi vesicle-mediated transport; retrograde vesicle-mediated transport, Golgi to endoplasmic reticulum.
UCCCCCAAACAAGGAAGAGAGCCGCGCGCCCCCGUGAGUAACUGGCAUCAUGAUGAAGAAAUAGAGACAAGAUGAAAACUGGUGAGGAUCCUCCAAACACUGAAACACGUGAUGACACAUGACGACACAUGAUAUCACAGUCGGUGGAGGACGAGGAGGAGGCGACGCGUCCUGAACCCGAACAUGAGGCGUCUGUCCAGGAGGAAAGCUCUGAGCCUGGUGAGGGAGCUGGACGCCUUCCCCAAAGUGUCGGAGAGCUACGUGGAGACGUCAGCGUCGGGGGGGACGGUGUCGCUGAUAGCGUUUUGUGCGAUGGCUCUUCUCGCCGUCUUGGAGUUCUUUGUUUAUCGAGACACGUGGAUGAAAUAUGAAUACGCAGUGGACAAAGACUUUUCCAGUAAACUGAGAAUAAACAUCGACAUCACAGUUGCCAUGAAAUGCCAGCAUGUGGGAGCAGAUAUUCUGGAUCUGGCUGAGACCAUGAUCACAUCCAGCGGCCUCCAGUACGAACCUGUUAUUUUCGACCUGACUCCUCAACAAAGACUGUGGCAAAGGACCCUGCUCCUCAUCCAGAGCCGACUGAGAGAGGAACACGCUCUUCAGGAAGUCCUGUACAAAACUCUGCUGAAAGGAGCUCCCACCGCUCUGCCUCCACGGGAGGAUACAUCUAUAGAGCCGCUCAAUGGCUGCAGGAUACACGGACACAUGUACGUCAACAAGGUGGCAGGAAAUCUGCACAUCACUGUGGGGAAGCCGAUUCACCAUCCGCAGGGUCACGCCCAUAUCGCAGCUUUCGUGAGCCAUGAGACGUAUAACUUCUCCCAUCGAAUAGACCAUCUGUCUUUCGGCGAGGAGAUCCCGGGCAUCAUCAAUCCUCUGGACGGCACAGAGAAAAUCACCUUUAACCACAACCAGAUGUUCCAGUACUUCAUCACCGUGGUGCCGACCAAACUCAACACGCACAAGAUCUCUGCAGACACACACCAGUUUUCUGUCACUGAGCGAGAGCGGCUGAUAAACCACGCAGCCGGCAGUCACGGCGUCUCCGGCAUCUUCUUGAAGUACGACACCAGCUCUCUGAUGGUGACGGUCAGCGAGCAGCACAUGCCACUGUGGCAGUUCCUGGUGCGACUCUGCGGCAUCAUCGGGGGAAUAUUCUCCACGACAGGGAUGCUCCACGGGUUUGUCGGCUUCUGCUUCGAUGUGAUUUGCUGUCGCUUUAAACUGGGAGGCUACCGGCCCAGAGAGGAUGUGCACAACCAGAUGAACAAUGUGAACAAUCACCUCGUCCCUCUGCUGGCUGACGACGUUCCUGAGGAGUAGCUGUUUCUCAGUGAGCUUCAGACUGCAGGACAAACACCUGCAGAAGGUCUUGUUAUGUAUUGUUGUUCAGUUUGUAAGAAAUUGUGUUUUUUUUUGUAUUUGUCAUGACAUUGUGUAUUUGAAAAAGCCAAAUCUUUCUGUUCUGUUAUUAUGAAUAAUUGCACAAAUCCACCUCAGACCAUUGCAGUCAUACAUGUGUUUUCAACAUUAUUUCCAUGUUAUGAUGGUGCUUCAUUAAAAAUGUUGUGAGCUUUUA